AUGGCAUCAGCGGUUUUAGGACUUGGUCGUGUUGGCUAUACCCAGGAUAGCCUUCAAGACUCACUGGUCAGUUACAGACCAGUGCGGCGAACGCCAACAGUGACUGUGGCACUAUUCUUCUUCGUUUUUGUCGGAAUUACAAUGUUGUAUAACAUGGUAGGUGAUGUUUGUCACAUGCGCAACACUAUUUCACAGUUUUGCCGUGAUGAUGAGUUUUCUCGUCCUCUGGAAGCUAUCAGCCGAAAGAAUUUCUUG
Opisthorchis viverrini is the source of this 255-nucleotide messenger RNA. RefSeq lists its product as hypothetical. Lineage: Eukaryota; Metazoa; Platyhelminthes; Trematoda; Opisthorchiida; Opisthorchiidae. The transcript has 2 exons. The record is from RefSeq and is a predicted model, not a curated record. The annotation marks the transcript as partial.